Molecule: messenger RNA, 1875 nt
Organism: Camellia sinensis
Lineage: Eukaryota; Viridiplantae; Streptophyta; Magnoliopsida; Ericales; Theaceae
Product: FRIGIDA-like protein 4a
Source: RefSeq, a predicted model, not a curated record
UAUUGUUAGGGUUUUUUUGGGUUCUUCUGUCCCACUGAGACAAAGGGAGUCUGGUACAAUGGGUUCAAUCGCCGAUCCCGGCGGUGAGUUCGGCGAGUGGACUCAGCCUCCGCCGCCGAGCUUUGACGAGUUCCAGAGGCAAACCUCCCUCAUGACGAGCUGUACUCUGCUAUGGAAAGAGCUGUCCGAUCACUUCUCGUCUCUCGAGCAAAACCUCCUGAAGCAGUCCGAGGCUCUGAUGAACAAGAUCAGAACUCUGGACUCUCAGACCAGGGACUCCCUUCAAGUCCUCGAGAACCGCGAGGUCACAAUCGCCAAUUCCGUCUCCGCCGCCCUCGACAAGGUCCAGCAGUGCAAGGCGGCCGCUCUCGACGCCGUCGGCGACGGCGGUGGAGAAGGCGAAGUUGAUGACGGCGAGGGUUUGCUGUUGAAACUGAGGAAUUUGUGUACGAAAAUGGACGCUGAGGGUUUCUGGAGGUUCGUGACGGCUAGGAAGAAGGAAUUGGACUCAAUGAGGGCUCAAAUGUCGGUUGCCCUAGCUGACUGUGUCGAUCCGGCGAGGUUCGUUUUGGAGGCGAUUUCGGAGGUGUUUCCAGUGGAUAAGAGGUCGGAGAAGAGCGAGAGAGUGAAUGAUUUGGGAUGGGCUUGUGUUCUGAUACUGGAAUCGUUGAUUCCGGUCGUGAUUGAUCCAAUUUUGGGGAAUUCGAGGCUUAUGGUGACGCCGCGCAUGAAGCAACGAGCGAAGGAGAUAGCUGAUACGUGGAAGGCGAGCUUGGACCAGCGCGGUGGAAUCGAGAAUGUGAAGACUCCCGAUGUGCACACGUUUUUGCAGCACCUAGUGACUUUUGGGAUUGUGAGGAAGGAAGACAUUGAUUUGUAUAGGAAGCUUGUCGUUGGGUCUGCUUGGCGGAAGCAAAUGCCGAAGCUUGCUGUGUCUCUGGGUUUGGGUGACAAAAUGCCUGAUAUGAUUGAAGAAUUGAUCAGCAGGGGUCAGCAGGUUGAUGCAGUCCAUUUUACUUUUGAAGUUGGCCUUGAGAACAAGUUUCCCCCCGUCCCACUGCUGAGGGCUUUCCUGAAGGAUGCGAAAAAAGCUGCUACUGCUAUUUUGGAGGAUCAUAACAAUUCUAGCCGAGUGUAUCUUGCUGCACGCAAGGAGCAGUCAGCACUUCGGGCUGUCAUCAAGUGCAUUGAAGAGUACAAACUCGAGGCAGAAUUCCCUUCAGAACAUCUCAAGAAGCGCCUUGAACAACUAGAAAAAACCAAGAGUGAGAAGAGAAAGCCAUCUACUGUUCCGGCUAACAAAAGAACCCGAGCGAACAAUGGUGGCCCAAUGCCACCCGCAAAGGCCGGCCGCUCGACUAAUGCUUACGUAUCGUCUUUUCCAGCACCACCUACAUUUGUCAGGUCUCCCUCGCACACUCAAUACCCGUAUCCUGCAUCCCCUACCAUGUAUGGCAGCAGGAGCCCUCCAACCAACCCUUAUGCGUACUCACCUGAAGCAGCCUCUCCUCCUCUUGUCGGGCCAUACCCAGGAGCUCCGAUGAACUAUGCUCCGUACGGAGGCUAUGGCAAUGGUGUUGCACCAAUGGCCUAUCAGGCAGCUUACUACCGAUAGACAUGACUGCUUUCUCUGAAGAUGGUGACACUGAUAUGAUGAUAACCCUAAUCCCAAACUUCCGAAUGGUCUGUAAUCACUAACCUUUUAAUGGUAGCGAUGUAUGGUAGCAAUGUAUGUGUGUUAUAAUCCUUAAUGCUGACCUUAAUCCUUGAUCCUGACUUUAUUUCAAGGACAGGUUCUCUUUCUAAUGUUGAUUAAACUUGUAGUACUUACUAGGUGAUUGUGGAAAGUAAUUAAGAAAUAGCUUCUUAACAAAA